AUGGCAUACCACGAACGUCGCUGGGUGGUGUCAAACAUAUCUGUGUUCGAGCAGUGUCGCGAUGAGAACUGGGCGGAGAAUGUUGCCAAGCUGGGCACCGAAGGGUGCCGAAUUCACGGGGUGUUACAUGUCAACAAAGUGGCCGGCUCGUUUCACAUUGCUCCCGGCAACAGCUUCGCUUCAGACCACGUUCACGUGCACACCAUGCAAGGCCUCACUGGGACAAAGAUGAAUAUGACCCACAGAAUUACAACUCUGAGUUUCGGCAGUACCUAUCCCGGGCAGCGAAAUCCGCUGGAUGGCUUCACCAUGCACGUGAUUGAACCAUUUCAGAUGAUCAAUUACUACCUGAAACUUGUACCAACCAUUUACACGCAACGCAACGUCACGACAAACGCUCUUUCUCAUAUGGAAUCCAAUCAGUACUCCGUCACAUGGCACUCUAAGGGGACCCCCGUAAUGGACGAUGGUCAGGGUAUCCCGGGUAUCUUUUUCAACUAUGAAAUAUCACCUCUACUGGUGAAAAUCUCACAGGAGGAGAAGUAAGUAUACGAAAACUUGUCUCACGAAACCAAGCUGUUCGUAGACUUCCAAUUGACUUGAGCCACGCCAUCUCCCGUGAAGUUCUGUGACAAUUGCACUGAGUUUGUUAAGCUGUCCCACCUCCGAUUUCCUCAGCCGUUGCCGGCCACUCACAUCUGUGUGUCCUCAUCUUAAGCGUA
Molecule: messenger RNA, 722 nt
Organism: Dicrocoelium dendriticum
Lineage: Eukaryota; Metazoa; Platyhelminthes; Trematoda; Plagiorchiida; Dicrocoeliidae
Source: the annotation of a GenBank genome assembly